AUGGCUUCUUCUGUGACAGAUCGUGUUAAGAGUAUUGGAGAGUCUAUUUCAGAAUCAGCCAAAAACAUGUUCGAAAACGACAAGGUCGCUGACCUCAAGAAGAACAUCAAGGAUUCUCAUAGCAAACACCCUCAGACCACCGACUAUGGUAUCAAGGUAGCAGACUUGGAUCACUGGUUGAAGGUCGUCGAUGAAGAGAACAACAAGGUCGGACCACAUCUUCUUGAGGACCAAAUUGCACGAGAGAGGAUCCAUCGUUUCGACCAUGAGCGUAUCCCGGAACGUGUGGUUCAUGCGCGUGGUGCCGGUGCACAUGGUCAGUUCAAGCUAUUCGAAAGUCUUGAGGAUGUGACUACUGCUGGAGUUUUGACGGACACCUCCCGUACCACCCCUACCUUCGUGCGGUUUUCCACCGUGCAAGGUAGUAGAGGCAGUGCCGACAGCGUCCGAGAUGUCCGAGGGUUUGCCACCAAAUUCUACACCAAAGAAGGUAACUGGGACAUUGUCGGAAACGAUAUCCCUGUCUUUUUCAUCCAAGAAUCGAUCAAAUUCCCCGAUCUUGUCCAUGCGGUGAAGCCGGAGCCGGACAAUGAAGUUCCUCAAGCUCAAACUGCCCAUAACAACUUCUGGGACUUUGUGUUUCUGCACAAAGAAGCAACACACAUGUUCUUCUGGGCCAUGUCUGAUCGAGGUAUCCCCCGCUCGUACCGAAUGAUGCAGGGUUUCGGUGUCAACACUUUCGCCCUGAUCAAUGCGAAGGGUGAGAGGACUUUCUGCAAAUUCAUCUGGACUCCAGAGCUGGGAGUGCAUUCCUUCGUCUGGGACGAAGCUCUCAAAUUAGCUGGUCAGGAUCCCGACUUCCAUCGCAAAGACCUGUAUGAGGCCAUCGACAAUGGGGCGUACCCGAAGUGGAAGUUCGGUGUCCAACUGAUCCCAGAGAAAGAUGAACAUAAGUUCGACUUUGACAUUCUCGAUUCGACAAAGGUUUGGCCUGAGGAGCAGGUCCCCAUUCGAUACGUCGGUGAGAUGGAGCUCCAGCGUAACGUCGACGAAUACUUCACCGAAACUGAACAAGUUGCUUUCUGCACAAGCCACAUCGUCCCGGGUAUCGAUUUUACCAACGACCCCCUGUUGCAGGGCAGGAACUUCUCCUACUUUGACACUCAGCUCUCGCGUCUAGGCGUCAACUGGCAGGAGUUGCCUAUCAAUCGGCCUGUCUGUCCGGUGCUCAAUUUCAACCGCGACGGUCAGGGGCGUCACACCAUCACCAAAGGAAAAGCUAACUACUGGCCCAACCGGUUUGAGGCAAAUCCCCCUACUGGUCACGGCGGUGGUGGCUUCAUGUCAUACCCUGCCAAAGAGACCGGUAUGGAUCAGCGAAAACUGGCGCCCAAGUGGAAAAAUUACCUGUCUCAAGCUCAGCUCUUUUACAACUCCAUGUCCGAUAUUGAGAAGAGGCACAUUGCAAACGCCUUCUCUUUCGAACUUGACCAUUGUGACGACCCAAUUGUUUAUGAGCGUCUGGUCUCUCGCCUCACGGAAAUCGACCUGUCUCUAGCAGCGGCUGUCGCUGAGAAGGUGGGUGCUCCGACUCCUACCAAACAGACAGUGGAGAACCCAGGUUUCAAGGCCAAGGGUCUCAGUCAGUUUGACUAUUUGCCGGAGACGCCUACGAUCAAGUCUCGCCGCAUCGCCAUUCUGAUUGCAGAUGGCUUCGAUGCGGUGGCGUACGGUGCAAUGAAGGCUGCGGUCUUGUCUCAAUUGGCGCUGCCAUUCACCAUCUCCAACAAGCGCCAAAACGUUAAGGCAGCGGAUGGUACGACCACCGUCAAACCUGACCACUUCCUUAACGGUCAGCGUUCGACCAUGUUCGAUGCCAUCUUCGUGCCCGGUGGUGAGCAGUCCAUCAAGACCCUCGUGGGCAACGGUCUUGCUCGAUUCUACGUCCGCGAGGCUUUCGCUCAUCUCAAGCCCAUCGGGGCCACCGGCGAAGGCGUCAAGCUUGUCCAGGCCGCGCUUAACGAGGUUGACGGCGCUCAGGUGGCAACUCAAGGCUCUUCGGAUGUGGUUGACUGGUACGGUGUCGUUACCGCCCAGAAGCCAGAUGACGAAUCCAGCAUCAAGAGCGGCCUCAAGUUGGUGAAGGAAGCAAAGGACUUUACUUCGAAGUUCUUUUACAAUAUUUCCAUGCACAGAAACUGGCAGAGGGAACUUGAUGGCCUUGCUGAUAUGGUCUCUGCUUAA
Messenger RNA from Exophiala spinifera, 2244 nucleotides. RefSeq lists its product as uncharacterized. The transcript has 2 exons. Gene Ontology annotation, cellular component: cytosol. Gene Ontology annotation, molecular function: heme binding; catalase activity. Gene Ontology annotation, biological process: response to oxidative stress; hydrogen peroxide catabolic process. The record is from RefSeq and is a predicted model, not a curated record. Lineage: Eukaryota; Fungi; Ascomycota; Eurotiomycetes; Chaetothyriales; Herpotrichiellaceae. Bases 1 to 2244 code for a protein of 747 amino acids.